UCGCGGCUUGUCGCAAACGUCAGACGGUACGCUUCGCGAGGCUCGCGAGUGGUGUGAACUCCAAACGCCACUCAGCUUAAGUCUCCGAUAAAGGUAAUAAUUGGUAACGCCGUGAACAUAUGGUUGCUGUCAAAUGGUUUAUCAAUUUUAUUUGUAUGGCAAAAGUACCUUGAUUUCGAAGAAAAUGUUGAACAACGUAAAGCAUGUUGUGCUCGUGCUAUCUGGCAAGGGGGGUGUGGGUAAAUCCACUAUAAGCACACAACUAGCAUUGGCUCUUAAGGAAGUCGGUUAUCAAGUUGGAUUGCUUGAUAUUGACCUUUGCGGUCCAAGUGUGCCUUACCUACUUGGCAUCGAAGGAAGUGAAGUUUACCAAUGUGAAGGAGGAUGGGUUCCUGUCUACACGGAUUCAACCAAACGUCUCGCAGUUAUGUCGAUUGGAUUUUUGCUGAAGAAUAGGAACGAUGCUGUAAUCUGGCGUGGUCCAAAGAAAACGGCAAUGAUUCGGCAGUUUCUGAACGACGUCGCCUGGGAAGAGCUAGAUUAUCUGAUUAUUGAUACGCCACCAGGAACUUCUGAUGAACAUAUUACUGUCAUGGAAUGUAUGCGCGAGGUAAAGUGUGACGGGGCCGUAAUCGUGACAACAUCUCAAAAAGUUGCUCUGGAAGACGUACGAAAAGAAAUAACUUUUUGUAAAAAGACAAAUAUAAAUAUAAUUGGAUUAGUUGAAAACAUGAGCGGGUUCGUUUGUCCGCAUUGCGACGAUUGUACCAACAUAUUUUCCUCAGAAGGAGGUGCAUCUUUAGCUUCAGUAGCAGGUAUUCCACUCCUUGGAACCCUACCUAUCGAUCCAAAAGUUGGCGAAUUAGCCGGAAAAUGUACGUCAGUCUUUAGUGCAUUGCCUGAGUCACGAACUGCUAAAAUUUUUCACGAAAUUAUUGACAGAAUUACAAAUAAAUAGCAAUUAGAUAUAUUAGUAUGAAAAACUGUGCGAAGGGAAA
Hermetia illucens (black soldier fly) is the source of this 998-nucleotide messenger RNA. It is a transcript of the gene Nubp2, whose product is annotated as cytosolic Fe-S cluster assembly factor NUBP2 homolog. Gene Ontology annotation, molecular function: ATP-dependent FeS chaperone activity; 4 iron, 4 sulfur cluster binding; ATP binding. The record is from RefSeq and is a predicted model, not a curated record. The coding region runs from base 134 to 958 and encodes 274 amino acids. NCBI's taxonomy places the organism in Eukaryota, Metazoa, Arthropoda, Insecta, Diptera, Stratiomyidae. Gene Ontology annotation, cellular component: cytosol. The transcript has 4 exons. Gene Ontology annotation, biological process: iron-sulfur cluster assembly.